AUGCUUCUCUCUCCUGCCGCCCUCGUCGUGGGCAUCUCGCUGUCCGUCAUCCUGCUCCUCUACAAGUUCAUCAUCUACCCCGCCUUUCUAUCUCCGUUUAGCAAUCUCCCGGCGCCUCAUUGGUCAUGCCACAUCGCUCCCUUUUGGCUCUGGUGGGCCAAGUACUUCCACCAUGAAAAUCGCCUUCUUCACCUGAAUCACCUGUCCAAAGGCGUGGUCCUGCGUUUGUCUCCGGGAAUUCUAAGCGUCAGCGUGCUUGAGGGGACACCGAAGCCUUUGAUUUCGGGCGGUUUCCUCAACACUGAGCUCUACUCUCCAGGUUUUCCCAACACUGAGCUCUACUCUCCAGGUUUUCCCAACACUGAGCUCUACCCUCCACCUGUUCCCCUCAACGAGGACGACGAUAUCUUCACCUUCGAGGAUAACGCAGACCACCUCUCACGCAACCGCAUCAUCUACAACACCUUCUCCAACUCGGUCGUCCUCAGUUCCCCUACCGCCCAGGACUCGCUCAACGAUGUGAAGCCAAGUAACAUCGAGGAGGGCUAUGCCAACCGCCUCGCGAGCCCAAGCGACAUGUUUGAGCACAAUUCGGCCGCGCAUGAGACCAGCGGGAACACCUUUGCGUAUGCCUACGGCGAUCCCUCUCGCCAACCCAAGGUCCAGAAGAAGCUCAGAGAGGAAGCUCGCACGCUCGAACCCCUUUUGAAGCCCCCCCAGACGACUGUCGAGCUUACCUUUCUGGCCGCCAAGGACGUGAAGCCAUGUACCUACCCGAGGCCGCCAUCAUUGAGACCCAUGGUCUAUACCGAUCUGUCCCCGGCGUUCACUCCCGACUUGUCCCACCUAGACAGAGGUCACGACAACAUCCCCGCCGGCACGAUUGUUCAGCGCUACGCCUACGUUCUUCACCGAACCACUGGGAUCUUUCUGAACCAGAGAGAUGGAAUCCCGACCGGUGGAUCAAUGCAAGAAAGGAGUAGCUGGGCGAGAUGUGCCGCUACUUCUGGGCCUUUGGCAGCGGCGGAUCAUAAUGUCAGAAGUGUUUACAGCAAUUGCACCCCGACGAUACACGAUCAUGGAGGAAAUAUGACUUUGAUUGAUGCUUAUCUGGCCGGCCCCAAGGGACAUAGGCUUCAGAUCAAGUUUGAGAAGAGUUCAAGAGUAGAUCAUGAUGUUAAA
Clonostachys rhizophaga is the source of this 1182-nucleotide messenger RNA. NCBI's taxonomy places the organism in Eukaryota, Fungi, Ascomycota, Sordariomycetes, Hypocreales, Bionectriaceae. The record is from the annotation of a GenBank genome assembly.